CUGGAGUCGCGCUGAUGGCUGGUCUUGGUGGUCACCUCAGUGAGAUCCACGAGGCUGGGACCUCCUAUACUCUGUGGGCCUACACAGGGAAUGCCCAGGUCACAUCCCAGACUAGUUCCCUGACCUAGGCCUGCAUGAGGCCUUCUGUCUGACCACAGUACAAGUGAGGGGCUCAUAGUAAAAAUGCAAACAGCUGCCAUUCGCUGGGGACUUAUCUACCAAGUGCUCUCCAAAGAUCAUCCCAUGUAAGCCUGAUGACAAUCCUAGGAGGGAGGGAGUAGCAUUAUCUCAUUUAACUAGAUGGCCAAAGAGACUCCGGGCACUUAAGUGACUUGCCCAAGGUCACAGUAUUCAAAUCCCAGGCUUUUAUUUAAUAGCUCAAGCCUCUAUACACUGUACACUGUUAUCCAGCCGUUCUAAACUGCGUAUGGUAUGUGUGUCUAGGUCAGGUGGAGGGAUGUGUGUGUUGGUGGGAUUAAGGGUUGAGAGCCAUCCUGCAGAUCCAGCAGUCUCCCCUGAACCUUAUUCCCUUAGCAGCCAGGAAGGAAUACAGGACUGGCUUCCCACUCUCUUUCAGCCCCCCAGCCUUGCCAGGGAAAGGGGGAGGGAGCAGGAUGGGCAGAGACAGGUGGGUCUUGAUGGUGCCCUUCACUGUGUCCUCACCAGAGCCCAGCUGGAAAGACCAAGAGAAUGGGGGAUUCUGGGAAGGAACAAGCCACACCCAUACCCUAUUUGGGGUUCCCCUGUCUCAGAGGUGACUGACUCCCAGGGGCGGAUCCAGGGCUAGCCUGGGCCUGGAAAGGUGGUUGCUGCUGCCAGCCUUGCCAGGAAGGAAGGAAAGGGCCCAGGGUACUCCCUGAGGGACGCUGGGCCACAUACCACCUGCGUGGCCCCCUGCUGCCCAGUGGCUGACAGCCUAGGCAAUCCUUAUAAGCCAGGCCAAAGUGGCAGGGAGGGACUGAGGAGUGGCAACCUCCACCCUACAGCAUAGCUCCUACCUCAGGAGUCCCACUGUGAAGAUCCCAGCUCUGGUGGCCUUCAGGCCUCGCCUGGAAUGUGAGCUGGGUGUUCUUCGCUGUAUGGAAGGGAAGUUUCAAACACAAGCCCCAGAGGAGUCAGGGCCUUCAGGCCUGGGGCAUUUACUGGCGCCUGAAGUCUGAACUCCAAGCCAGAGCAACGCUGUGGGGCUCACACACAUCACCACCAUGAGCGAGGCAUUUGACUGUGCGAAAUGCAGUGAGUCCCUGUAUGGCCGCAAGUACAUCCAGACAGACAGUGGCCCCUACUGCGUGCCCUGCUAUGACAACACCUUUGCCAACACCUGUGCUGAGUGCCAGCAGCUUAUCGGGCAUGACUCAAGGGAGCUGUUCUAUGAGGAUCGCCACUUCCACGAGGGCUGUUUCCGCUGCUGUCGCUGCCAGCGCUCUCUAGCUGAUGAGCCCUUUACCUGCCAGGACAGCGAGCUGCUCUGCAAUGACUGUUACUGCAGUGCCUUCUCUUCACAGUGCUCUGCCUGUGGAGAAACUGUCAUGCCUGGGUCCCGGAAGCUGGAGUAUGGAGGCCAGACGUGGCAUGAGCACUGUUUCCUGUGCAGCGGCUGUGAGCAGCCACUGGGAUCUCGUUCCUUUGUGCCCGACAAGGAUGCUCACUACUGCGUGCCCUGCUAUGAGAACAAGUUUGCUCCUCGCUGUGCCCGUUGCAGCAAGACGCUGACCCAGGGUGGAGUGACUUACCGUGAUCAGCCCUGGCAUCGAGAAUGCUUGGUCUGCACUGGGUGCCAGACACCCCUGGCCGGGCAGCAGUUCACCUCUCGGGAUGACGAUCCCUACUGUGUGACCUGUUUUGGAGAACUCUUUGCACCUAAGUGCAGCAGCUGCAAACGCCCCAUCACCGGUGGGACAGGACUCGGUGGAGGCAAGUAUGUGUCCUUUGAAGACCGACACUGGCACCACAGCUGCUUCUCCUGUGCCCGCUGCUCCACUUCCCUGGUGGGCCAAGGCUUCGUGCCGGACGGAGACCAAGUUCUGUGUCAAGGCUGCAGCCAGGCAGGGCCCUAAGCCAAGGCUCCUGGGCCUGGGCUUUCCCGAACCAGGGCUCCAGGACUUUGGCUCCUUUUCUGAACCACUUAAGACCCAGCCCCCCAG
Molecule: messenger RNA, 2144 nt
Organism: Ictidomys tridecemlineatus (thirteen-lined ground squirrel)
Lineage: Eukaryota; Metazoa; Chordata; Mammalia; Rodentia; Sciuridae
Gene: Fhl3
Product: four and a half LIM domains 3
Biological process (GO): actin cytoskeleton organization
Cellular component (GO): stress fiber; Z disc; nucleus
Molecular function (GO): actin binding; transcription coregulator activity
Source: RefSeq, a predicted model, not a curated record